UAAGCCGUGGUGGCGCCCAGAGCCGCACAGCGCCCCCGCCACCGCGUCUCCUAGCUGCUGCUUUCGAGCUUGCCCGCCCUCCCGCACGCCAUGGCCAGCAUUAAGGACCUCGAGGGGAAGUGGCGCCUGACCGAGAGCCAAGGCUUUGAGGAAUACAUGAAGGAGCUAGGAGUAGGACUAGCUCUUCGGAAAAUGGGUGCCAUGGCCAAACCAGACUGCAUCAUUACUUGUGACGGCAACAAUAUCACCGUUAAAACUGAGAGCACUUUGAAGACGACGCAGUUUUCUUGUACCCUGGGGGAGAAGUUUGAUGAAACUACAGCCGACGGCAGAAAAACUCAGACGGUCUGCACCUUCAAGGAUGGUGCUCUGGUUCAGCACCAGAACUGGGAUGGGAAGGAAAGCACCAUAACAAGGAGAAUCAAGGAUGGGAAGCUGGUGGUGGUACGUGCCAAACGAAUUGCGUCGCCCUGGGGUUUGGGUUUGCGGUCACAGUCUCUGUAACUGUUCUAGAAAAUAUUCACAAUAACAAGGCAGUCCUUGGGUGGACAGAGGAGUGAUGUGAUUCCCAGAGUGUGGCUGGAACAGUUUCUUCCUGCUGCACCACCGAGAGCUUGGCAGGCUACCAAGCAGCAUCUUGCAUACAUACAUAUUUCCCAUUUAUUUAAAGUAAGGGAUAUUUGCCAAAACCAACUGAGUAAUUUAGAGAUCAUAUCCAGUGCUUUAGUCUUCAGGAUAGCAAAUGUGUAUGUAAACAAAACAGCUCUUCUCACGUCUGGAAAUCCUAAAAUACAUUUUCUCCAUCAGCAAGGUCUGUGACAAGAUUUUACAGGAAUCUGGCUGUAAAGUGUUAUUGUCACCCGUGCUCUAGAAUGUACAACCAGCCUGACUUUGUAUCUUUCUCUUAGGAUUGUGUCAUGAACAAUGUGACCUGUACUCGGGUCUAUGAAAAGGUGGAGUGAGGAUUUCGUCGACACACUA
Molecule: messenger RNA, 981 nt
Organism: Mesocricetus auratus (golden hamster)
Lineage: Eukaryota; Metazoa; Chordata; Mammalia; Rodentia; Cricetidae
Gene: Fabp5
Product: fatty acid binding protein 5
Exons: 4
Coding region: 91-504 (137 amino acids)
Biological process (GO): fatty acid transport
Cellular component (GO): cytosol; nucleus
Molecular function (GO): fatty acid binding
Source: RefSeq, a predicted model, not a curated record